This is a messenger RNA of Astyanax mexicanus (Mexican tetra), 1869 nucleotides long. RefSeq names its product FIP1 like 1a (S. cerevisiae) (gene fip1l1a). Gene Ontology annotation, cellular component: mRNA cleavage and polyadenylation specificity factor complex. The record is from RefSeq and is a predicted model, not a curated record. The coding region runs from base 218 to 1717 and encodes 499 amino acids. Lineage: Eukaryota; Metazoa; Chordata; Actinopteri; Characiformes; Acestrorhamphidae. Gene Ontology annotation, molecular function: RNA binding. The transcript is spliced from 16 exons.
CUCUUCACUUCCUGUGUGCUGGAGAGAGUUAGUGAGUGAGUGAGCGUGCGCGUGGUCGCUCGCUCGCCCUCGUGUCCGCUCCGUGUCCCUGGAAACGCCGCCGCGGCCGCACAGCCCGGCCGUCGUGGCGCUGACAGCUGCUCAGACCGCUCGCUCCACAGCCCAGCUUACACUGACCCAGUCCCAGUUCACCCAGUAAACUCCACACACGCCCAGAAUGACCACUGAGGGAGCGGGGAGAGCAGGCUGUGCUAGUGGGGAUGACGAGGAAUGGCUUUAUGGAGAGAACGACGAAGAAGAUGAUGCCAAUCCUGCUGUUGACAACGAUGAUGAGAAGACCGAGACUGAAGUGUUCAGUGCGCUGGUCGGAGAAGUGGAAGAUGUCAAUGGGACAGCCAGCCAGGAAGGUGAUGAAGAGACUGACUCAGACAGUGACGAUGAUGACGAAGUGUGUGUUACCAUCGGCAACAUCAAAAGGGGUAGCAGCCAAAGCAUUAGCAGUAGCACUCCUGUCAGUUUUAACAUAAAGGCCUCCAGCAGAUCCACUUCGUCAGCCAGAGGAGUGGAUCUAGACGCUUCAGGCAGCAUCAGUGGUGCUUCUGUCCUGGAGCCGGGUGAGGAGUCAUUUGAGGAGAAGCCUUGGAGGAAGCCAGGUGCGGAUCUGUCUGACUAUUUUAAUUAUGGCUUUGGUGAGGACACCUGGAAGGUGUACUGUGACAAACAGAGGAGAAUGCGCAUGAGUCUGGAGGUCAUGACUUUGGGCUCCUCCAGCAAAACCAUGGUGAAUUAUGAUCGUGGUAAUUGCCCCUCUGUACUUGAUUCUUCCACCAGGAAGACAGACACCUCCAUCAACGUCACUCCAGGACAGACAGGAACCAUAAGCCGCGUGGAAGGGCGAAGACGUGCAGAAGAAAAUGACACAAACGUUGGUGUGCAGUCCUCGGAUGCUGAGUUCCAAUCCACCAAGCCGCAUCCUUUCCUUCCUCUUAAUAUACCUCCUCCCCCUUUUCCCCCUUUCCCCAUCAGCACCACUCCCUCUGUCAUCCCACCCCCUCCACGACUGCCCAUAAGAGUGCCACCACCUGGUUUUCCUAUUCCUCCUGGGGCACCUUCUCCUCCCUCCGCCAUACCGACAUUAGACAGCAGCCGUUCAGGGGGGAGUUACGAUGGCCGUUCUGCCCACUCAUAUCCUUUUUCUGCAGGUGUAUUCCCACCUGUUCUUGGGAGUGUGGGUUCCUGGCUUGAUUUGAUGGACAGUGCCAAAGCAAGCAAAUACUACAGCCAUCAUGACAAAAAGAGAGAAAGGGUGAGGGACAGAGAGAGGGAGUGGACCCGCGACAGAGAAAGAGAACGGGAGAGGAACAGAGAGCGGCAGCGUGAUCGAGAACACACUCCCGCGUGUCAGGGCCGCAGCAGUGAUGAGGAGUGUGUAAUGAGGCACAGGGAUCACAGUGAUCGUGAGAGAGAGAGACAUCGGGAGCGCAGUGGUAGAGCAGAGGAGAGAGAGGACCGGUAUCGCGAGAGAAGACACAGGGAGCACAGCGAACGUCAUAAACCCUCACGCAGCAGCUACAGCAGGAGAAGACACGCCAGCGACGCCGAAGAGAGCCACAGGAGACACCGGCACAAGCGCUCCAGACGCACCAGAGAGAGCACCGAGCCCAGCGAGGAGCACAGCGCCGAGCACGACAACCAAUCAGAGGCCACUGAAGCCUAGCUUUAUAGAGGGGUCUUAUUUUUUUAUUAUUAUUUUUUUAAUUCUCUCUUAAGCCCAACAGCCAAGCAGUGUCUGAGGAGGGCCAUUUUUCAUUUGGGCCAGUGAAAGGUCAGGCUCAUACAGAGCUAACUUAUGUUGUAUUUUAAGCUGUU